AUGUCAAAUGCGAAUCACUUGAAGCUAGAGGGUGUCGUCUCAGAAGACAUCCAUGCCCUAGUGGAGCUUUGGUUUGCCGCUUUUUCUGACCCCCAUUCAAGAAGCCUGUUUCCUGAUACAACCGGUGUAAAAAACUGGCUGCAGGAUGCCAUUUCUCGCGAUAUGCUUGAACAUCCUUUUCAGACCUAUAUGAAAAUCAUAGAUACUGGGUCCAAAGACACCGAUGGAAAACCGCCAAUAGCCGCAUAUGCCAAAUGGGACUUUUCCUUGGCUGAAGAAAGAGGACCACGCUACCCACCGUGGCACACUGAUAUGCCCAAAGGACUUUGUGACGCGUUUGUGAGGAGAGGGGAGAAUAACCGAAGGCGUGUUAUGGGCAACGAAAAGCAUCUUUUUUUGGACAUCGUUGCGACACAUCCAUCUUAUCAACGGCAAGGCGCUGCUACUAUGCUUGUGAAGUGGGCUUGUGAACAGGCGGAUGCAGAAAGGCUAAGUAUUUAUGUGGGCGCGAGUGAGGACGGUGCUGUAUUUUAUGCAAGAUUCGGAUUCACAGAUUAUAGUAUCGUUGGACAGGGUACUGUAUCAAUGGUUCGUCGGGAGCAUGAUCAGAGUUGA
Molecule: messenger RNA, 615 nt
Organism: Penicillium angulare
Lineage: Eukaryota; Fungi; Ascomycota; Eurotiomycetes; Eurotiales; Aspergillaceae
Product: GNAT family N-acetyltransferase
Exons: 2
Coding region: 1-615 (204 amino acids)
Molecular function (GO): acyltransferase activity, transferring groups other than amino-acyl groups
Source: RefSeq, a predicted model, not a curated record